Durusdinium trenchii is the source of this 312-nucleotide messenger RNA. The record is from the annotation of a GenBank genome assembly. NCBI's taxonomy places the organism in Eukaryota, Dinophyceae, Suessiales, Symbiodiniaceae.
AUGCCGUUUGAGGAAGCGCAAUUCUUGUCCACACGGCAAGAGACCAGACUGUUGCCGAAUUUGUCAUCCCUGUCCACAUGGCAAGGUCAAGAGAAAGUGUGUCCCUGCCCUCAUGGUAAAGUCACGUGGAACUGUGCCGGCUGCCACGGCUGCGCACACGGGAGAGUCAAGUUCCACUGCCGUUUGUGCUAUGGUUGCGUUCAUGGCCGGCUGAAGUACCAUUGCAAAGUGUGCAAGCAGGAAAAGAGUUGUGGUGUUUUGCGAUGGCGGGAGAACUUGAUUUUGACAGAGUCCCUUGCUGCAGGUUUAUGA